AUGGAGUCAGCUCGUCCCACACCAGCAGCUCCAAACCGAAGCAAAUUAUCUCAAACGCUUAAAAGAGCGAUUCUCUCCAAAAAACCCACGAAAAAUUCAUCGGCUUCCACCGGAUUCUGCCUUCCGAUAAUCGCCGACGGUAAGAAAGCAAGAUGUUUUUUCGAGUCCCACCGGAAGCACCUGGAGAGAGAGACCGCGGAGGCGGUGGAGGAGUCCAGGGCCAGAGCCUUUGUGGCCAGGCUCUUCGCCGCCGUCUCCUCCAUCAAGGCCGCCUACGCCGAGCUCCAGACGGCGCAGCUUCCGUACGACGCCGCCGCCGUGAAGACCGCGGACCAGGCGGUGGUUGACGAGCUGAAGUUGCUCUCAGAGCUGAAGCGGCGGUUCCUCAAGGACCAGAUCGGCUCCUCGCCGCCGCACAUAUUUACAGGGUUCGAUAGCCCCAGUUUUUCGAACGAGGGUGACAAUCGAUUUCCGGCCGGCGAAACUCGCCCGCGGCGGGCCUUCUUCGAGGAUUUCCGGCGUCUAAGGUCGGUGGGGGCGGCUGAGUAUCUCGAUCGGAACCCUGAUUCGGCCUUCGGCGAGUACCUGAGGUGCAAGUACCUGAAAUUGGUCCACCCUAAAAUGGAAUUUUCGUUUUGGGGGAACUUGAGCCGGAGGAAGACGGUAGGCUCCGGGGGUUUCCCGGCGGGGGAGUUCUUCGCGGCGUUCGCCGAGGUUUGCCGGCGGGUCUGGCUCCUUCACCGCCUGGCGUUCUCGUUCGAGGAGGAGGUCCGAGUGUUUCGGGUGGGUAAAGGUUCCAGAUUUUCCGACGUGUACAUGGACGGCGUUACCGAUGGCGGUGGCCGGGUGGCGUUCACGGUUGUGCCGGGGUUCGAGUUUGGCCGGACUGUGGUGCAGAGCCAGGUGUAUCUCUUCCCUCGGUAG
Striga hermonthica is the source of this 924-nucleotide messenger RNA. Lineage: Eukaryota; Viridiplantae; Streptophyta; Magnoliopsida; Lamiales; Orobanchaceae. The record is from the annotation of a GenBank genome assembly.